AUGUGUGAAGUAUUGCCACAAACGGGACACCAGUUGGCGGUCGAUGUGAAGGACAAGACCGACAAAGAGGUGGCGAUGAGUGAAGAGGAGGCGGCCCUCUAUGACCGACAAAUCCGUUUGUGGGGGGUUUCGGCUCAGAAGAAGCUGAGGACCGCUAAUGUCUUGAUGGCGGGCGUGAAUGGCGUGGGCUCUGAGGCCGUCAAGAAUAUAGUGCUGUCGGGCGUCAAAGGCAUCACUCUUUUGGACGACCAGAUGGUCGACGCGUCCGACACUCUCUCCAAUCUGUUCACAAAGCGACGGAUCGGACAAAAUCGCGCCCAAGUGUCCAAAGAGUUGGUCCAAUCACUCAACCCUAAUGUGGCCGUCAAUUGCGACAAUACUUCCCUCAAAGACAAAGACGUGGAUUACUUUAGGGCCUAUGAUGUGGUGAUUGUGGCCAAUCAUGACAAGCAAACCAUGAUUAAAGUGAACCGAAUCUGCAAUGAACUGAACAUCAAGUUCUUCGCGACCGCUAUUUGGGGUUCAUUUGGCUUCACGUUCACUGACUUGGGUUCAGACCAUUCAUACUUUGCUGAAAAGCCAAACUCGAAGAGCAAACCAAACAAAUCGUCCAAAAGUUACACGCCGUUGGAGACGGCGCUGGCCGUGAAGGCAGGAAAGGCUGGCUAUGGACUCACCAAACGGACGAGUAGUACAUUCAUUAUAACUCAUAUAAUCCUUGAGUUCUGUGACAAACACUCUCGCUAUCCAUCGACCGAUUCUCGCGACGAAGACAUCAAAGAAUUGGAAAAAUUGCAGAAAGAAGUGAUCGAAAGACUGGGAGUCGACGACAAUAUAAUCAAACACAAGGAUUGGCACAAAGAGGUCUUCGGGCAGUUAAGUCCCGUCAGCGCUAUUGUGGGCGGAGUUUUAGGUCAAGACGUGAUUCGUGCCGUUUCUCAAAAGGAUAGUCCCAUCAGAAACUUCUUCCUCUUCGACGGCAUUCUCUGCAACGGUUCCAUCGAAAGUAUUGGCAAAUAA
Messenger RNA from Oppiella nova, 1020 nucleotides. The record is from the annotation of a GenBank genome assembly. Lineage: Eukaryota; Metazoa; Arthropoda; Arachnida; Sarcoptiformes; Oppiidae.